Messenger RNA from Gavia stellata (red-throated loon), 1388 nucleotides. It is a transcript of the gene INA, whose product is annotated as internexin neuronal intermediate filament protein alpha. Lineage: Eukaryota; Metazoa; Chordata; Aves; Gaviiformes; Gaviidae. The transcript has 3 exons. Gene Ontology annotation, molecular function: structural constituent of postsynaptic intermediate filament cytoskeleton. Gene Ontology annotation, biological process: intermediate filament organization. The record is from RefSeq and is a predicted model, not a curated record. The coding region runs from base 1 to 1335 and encodes 444 amino acids. Gene Ontology annotation, cellular component: postsynaptic intermediate filament cytoskeleton; intermediate filament; cytoplasm.
AUGAGCUACAGCGCGGAGCCGGCGGCGCUGGCCGCCUCCUAUCGCCACCUCCUCGCGGAGGCCCCGCGGCGCCCCGAGGGGGCGGCGGGCCGGCGGGCGCGCCCGGGCGCCGAGCCGGGGCGGGAGCGCAGCGCCGAGCCGCGGCGGGCGCGGGCCAGCGAGAAGGAGCAGCUGCGGGGCCUCAACGAGCGCUUCGCCGGCUACAUCGAGCGGGUGCGGGCGCUGGAGGAGCGGAACCGGGCGCUGGCGGCGGAGCUGGCGGCGCUGCGGCAGCAGUCGGCCGAGCCGCGCCGGCUGGGCCAGCUGCUGGGCGGGGAGCUGCGCGCCCUGCGCGCCCGCCUGGAGGAGGCGCACGGGGAGCGGGCGCAGGCGGCGCUGGAGCGGGCGCGCCUGGCCGAGGAGACGCAGCGGCUGCGGGCGCGCUGCGAGGAGGAGGCGCGGGGCCGCGCCGAGGCGGAGCAGGCGCUGCGCUCCCGGCAGCAGGCGGCCGAGGGGGCCGCCCGCGCCCGCGCCGACCUGGAGCGGCGGGCGGCGGCCCUGCGGGAGGAGCUGGCGGCGCUGCGCAGCGCCCACGCCGAGCAGCUGGCCCAGCUGGGCGCCGCGCUCCGCGCCGCCGCGCCGCCGGCCCCGGCCCCGGCGGGGCGGCCCGACCUGGCGGCGGCGCUGCGGGAGCUGCGCGCCCAGUACGAGGCGCUGGCGGCCCGCAACCUGCAGGCGGCCGAGGACUGGUACCGCGCCCGCUGCGCCCGCCUCCACGAGCGGGCGGCCCGCAGCCAGGAGGCCGUCCGCGCCAGCCGCCGGGAGGCCGGCGAGUGCCGCCGCCAGCUCCAGGCCCGCCUGGCGGAGAUGGAGAGCCUGCGCGGCGCCCACCAGUCCCUGGAGAGGCAGCUGCAGGAGCUGGAGGAGCGGCACAGCGCCGAGGCCGCCGGCCUGCAGGACACCAUCGGGCAGCUGGAGGACGACCUGCGAAACACCAAAAAUGAGAUGGCUCGGCACUUGAGGGAGUACCAAGACCUGCUAAACGUCAAGAUGGCACUUGAUAUUGAGAUAGCUGCCUACAGGAAGCUGCUGGAGGGAGAGGAGACCCUCUUCAGCACGGGAAGCGUCGGCCUUUCAGCGCUCAAUCCCCUCCCCAACCCCACUUACUCCUUCCAGCCAAGAGGCUUUAGUUCCUCUACUCUGUCCUUCAAGGAGGAGGACCAAGGAGAGGUUAUUAAAGUGACCUCUAAAAUAUCAUCCAGCAGGGCUGAGAUGAUUGAGGGGACCAUAACCUCUGCCAGGAAAAGAGGGAGAUUAAAUGUGCAUGAAGGAAUCAUUGCGAAUGCAAAAAUGUAAGCGUCAGGACCCCAUCCGUCUUGCAUUUAAGGGGGAACAGUCUCCACUCGGCC